GUCAUAUAUUGUUCGAAAAUGCACAAGUGUAUCCUGCUGUUCUGUAGCGUCGUUCUGAUCCAGCAUGCGACCGCUUACCCCCGCGCCUGUUGUUGCCCCUCCGCCCCGCUAGUUCUGCCAGCCCCCGCGACCUGCACGCCUCCUCCCCCCUGCGCCGCGCUGGCGGCCCUAGCUCCCGUUCUGCCCGCCUUGGCUCCCACCCUGGCUAACACCAUCUCCGCUUCGAUCGUAGCGAGCUUACCGCCGCUGCUCGAGGCGGCGCUGCCCACGGUCCUGACGUCGGUGCUGACGGCGGCCGGGCCGCUGCUGGAGGCGGCCGUGCCGUGCUCCGUGCCGCUGUGCUGUGCGUCCCCGUGCUCUUGUGCGUCCCCGUGCUCGUACGCGAGUGCCCCGCUGCUGCUGUCGCCCCCGCCCAUGUACGCAGCCCCGUGCGCCUCCCCAAUGCUCUAUGCUUCGCCAUAUUGUUAUUAAAUAAAAGUAUAUUUUUGUACUGUA
Molecule: messenger RNA, 495 nt
Organism: Bombyx mori (domestic silkworm)
Lineage: Eukaryota; Metazoa; Arthropoda; Insecta; Lepidoptera; Bombycidae
Product: calphotin
Exons: 2
Coding region: 19-471 (150 amino acids)
Source: RefSeq, a predicted model, not a curated record